Molecule: messenger RNA, 807 nt
Organism: Rhizoctonia solani
Lineage: Eukaryota; Fungi; Basidiomycota; Agaricomycetes; Cantharellales; Ceratobasidiaceae
Product: tyrosinase
Exons: 10
Coding region: 1-807 (268 amino acids)
Molecular function (GO): oxidoreductase activity
Source: RefSeq, a predicted model, not a curated record
AUGAAGAUCGCUACUGCAUUCCAUCUUUCUGCCUUGGUUGCCUUUGUCGCCGCUGCUGAGCAGGCUCAGACAUGCUCCUCGCUCGAAGUGCGCAGGGAAUGGCGUUCGUUCAGCAGGGCAGAGCGCAAAGCCUGGAUUGACUCAGUCAAUUGCCUCAACAAACUCCCCAGCAAUGGCAAGAUUAACCCUCCUAUCGACACUGAGAGGCUUGAGUUCACCUACCACAUUGCGCCAUUCAACGCAAGUGGUACUUACUAUGACGACCUGGGUUUAUGCGGCUGGGAGGGUUCAGCGAUAAUGAAGAAGCCCGCACAAGCUGCGUCGCCACUACUACCUCAACCUUGGAGAAACUCCAACUUGACGGCUGUAUCCACUUUCACGCCAGCAGAAGUUCAAAAGCUACUUGCCAUAGCCGAUGGUAACUUUACCCAGUUCCAAGGAUAUUUGGAAGCGACCACCGGUAUGCAUGCUGCCAUUCAUCUACGAUGGGAGGCAGGAACCGAGGGCAGUAUUUACUGUCCUUCCGGCAACCCUACGUUCUCUGCUAGCGAGCCAAUGUUCCACUUGCAUCACGCGAACGUAGACCGCCUGUGGUGGUUAUGGCAAGAAAAGAACUCGGUCAACAAGUAUGCGUUCCACGGUGGAUCCGUUCAGAACCGAUCGUCGUCUGACAUCUACCCCAACGGCCAGCCCCCUUGGCUCAACAAGACCGACCCCGUCCCCAGCGCCGGAUUGUGGGAUGUAUACACCAUCGAGCAAACUUUGGAUACUCGCAGCUGGCCAUGGUGCUAUGUCUACGACCAGUAA